Puccinia graminis f. sp. tritici CRL 75-36-700-3 is the source of this 910-nucleotide messenger RNA. RefSeq lists its product as uncharacterized. The transcript has 3 exons. The record is from RefSeq and is a predicted model, not a curated record. Lineage: Eukaryota; Fungi; Basidiomycota; Pucciniomycetes; Pucciniales; Pucciniaceae. The coding region runs from base 1 to 822 and encodes 273 amino acids.
AUGCGAUUGGCCCGGGACCUCUCCUUGGCUUUCUUUCCAUUGUUAUUAACACAAACAUCGGCCUUGCCAAUAUUUUCAAAGCCUUUGGGUACCAUAGGUAAAGCGGCACUCUUCGAUGGUGGAGAUCUAUCAGGAGGGGCUGAUGCCAACAUUUUGACGAAUUCAGCUUAUAAAAAUCGCAACGUUGAAGAUAUUCUAGGAGACUUCUUACUGCAAUGUGCUUAUGAAGUUCUGGACUGCUUUGACAAAAACUACGAUGUGCUUUUCGAGCCGUGGAAUUCCCCAGAAAAUAAGACAAGUGAUACCCUGAGAAGAGAGUUUAAAGUAUGUCAUAAGGAAUUCAACAUAGAGGAUUUCAUGUUUGACUGCAGAACUAAAUACUUCAGACAUUAUAACAAAUUUGAUCGAGAUGAAUUUGAUGAAAUGCUGGCAAACCCAAGGUUAUCACCAAAAUUCUAUGCCAUUAUUCAGAAGAUUGAUCGGAUUUCUUCCAAGACGUUCACUGAAAAAUACAUGGAUAUUGAUCAAUCCGGAGAAUACAAAGAGAAAUACAUGAAGAUCAGCAUCCAAUUUCGCCUUGCUUUUCUUUCUCACUUAUACGGAAAGCUUGAAUGGCCUUUACCUGAAAGAUCGAUCUUUCAAUUGCCUGAGUCGUCCUAUCACCUGGCAAAGAUCAAUAGGCGAAUCGCGCGAGUGGCCUAUUGGCACAUGUACGUCAGACCUGUGCAAGAUUUCCGAUUGAGAAAGACGGCAGAGAAGAAGAUGGAAGAGGAACUAUACAAGCUCACUCCAAAGGCAAUCUUCAAAUAUAGUAUAUGGUGACUUUGCUACAUUGCCUGGAAGAAAAAGGCCACAGCCAUUGAAUUUGAUACAAAUCGAAGAAAUGCAAAAUAGAUGUGUGUCUGUAUCC